This is a messenger RNA of Pseudopodoces humilis (Tibetan ground-tit), 684 nucleotides long. The record is from RefSeq and is a predicted model, not a curated record. Lineage: Eukaryota; Metazoa; Chordata; Aves; Passeriformes; Paridae.
AUGGCUGAUUGUAUAGAAAAAAAAAGGCAUGGCAUUAACUGUUACAUCCCAGCUGAGGUCUUCACUGGGGUAGCAGUUACAGAUUGAGCACUUUGGAGACCUUAGUGGGCCUGCAGCUGUGGUGCAAAAGAUGUCUACAGAGGAAAGUCCAGGAAAGUCAUUACUGAAAUGGAAGGGAAUAUUUCAGCAAAUGAUGUUAAAUCUUGGAUGUUAAGAAUUUCCUUUGAAGAAAGUGCAAAAAGCUUUUAUGAAGCAGUGGAAAGCAAACCAAAGGGCCUAUGGGAAUGCUACUUAUACCCUGACUGUCAUAAUUAUGGUUUCCAUGAUUAGAACUAUAUUGGUUUCUGCCCAAAGAUUGACAUUUUGAGGAACAAUGAAUUUUCCAGUCUCUGGAAUAGCUUUGCAGCCCUAUAUCUUUCCAUUGACAUUUAGAAACCCCUUGGAAACAGUCAAAACAUUUUGUACUUCUCUCAGUUUAGGUUGAAUGAAUCCAUAGGGCUCUCCUCCAUGGCAUCCCAAGACUAUGCUUCACCUGUAUUUGUGUAUACCUGACUAGGCUAUAGAGAGGAGCCUUUAUUAGUUCUGUGUAUUGAAAGUUUCUACUGGAAGAAUGUAGGCUGCAUUUAUCCUUUAACCAUUCUUGCAGAUGGUGCAUCAGGAUGGAAAACCUCCUACUUGGGCUAG